GUGGCAGGAACACCUGGCUCGGGUUACAGCAGCAGAGGGAGCCGAGGGGCUGGACUGAGCCAAAAUAACUCAGUGCGCAGCUAUGACUAAAUGUCUGGAGUCGCGGCCACAAGAGAAAAACACAGACUGAUCAUUCAGGAAGACCAAAGGCUGCGAACAGAGCUCAGCUUUCCUCUCGAGUCUUGGACAAAAGAGCAGAAAGACUCCUCUUUUUUUGGGGAACUCUCUGGUUUUCUAAGUUUUAAUUUGCAGAUGCAACUGGAGCCUGGCUCUGCUUCCUCACAACCAUGACUUCUCAGAGCUUUGGCAGCAACAUGCUGUUCCAGACCAUAAACGACGACCUGAAUGCAUCGCUGGCUACGGCGGAUGAGUUGUCCAGAGAAUUUAACUCCCUGCUGAACGAGGCCUCGUCCUCCUCGUCCUCCAACAACAACAACAACGACACGACUUCUGCGUCUCAGACCAGCUCCACCAUUUACAGGGAGCAGCCUCAAUUCACCGCAGGCUCCAGCUCCUCCAUCACGUCGUGGGACUUGGGCGGCAGCCCAAAUGGCAGCUCCACGAAUUUAUCUUCGAGAUCAGCCCCUUACAGUCCCACCGACUCCACAGAGUUGUACACCAGCCCGCACUCAUCCCCUAAAGUCCAGAGGGCGGGACACAUGCCCCGGUCUGAAUCUGACACCUACCUGUCCAGGCGGCAGAGCCCUCAACAGUCGCCUCACAGCCAAAGACGCGGCUCCCCGUCUCGUUACGACAGGAGCCCAAAAGGCUCAGUCGCUUACAUAGAACGGAGCCCUUCUCCAAGCCGCACAUCUGGUCCUUUGGACCAACCGGGUCGCUCUGCUCCGGGGCAGGGGUCCUUCAACAUGCUCAGCCCAUAUGACAGCAACCAGAUGGGCCGCCGGUCACCCCGGCUGGAAAGAAGUCCCUCUCCCUUGUUAUUUAAUCAUCCGAUGUCCAGCACGCUUCCUCGAAAUUUCAACGUUUUCAAUCAAUCCAACGAUAGUUUGCAGCGCCAAAAGAGUCCUGGCAAGUGGAAUGAGACCGACCUGGAUGUGUCCUACGAGAGAAAGCCGCACCACACCUAUGACAAGACAGAGUGGCUGCGGCCGUCUGUGCCAAACAGCAACUGGCGGGAAUCCAACCUGGAUAACCCGACUCCAGCCCCAGGCCCAAAAAAGGAUCCCCGCUCUAACUCUCAUCAGUAUUCCCACGCUUCCCUUCCCCGCAAUGCACGGAUAUCGGUGCCGCCAGAUGUUUCGUCCCCGACGCACUCCCCUUACCACCCUCAACCCAUCAUCUCCCGCAUUUCCAUCCCUCCCGCUUCUGCUCAGUCCCGCCAACACAAGCCCAUUCCCCUCUCGGUCAUCAUGCGCCUCCAAAACCCCCAAUGGGGAGCGAUGACACCCCAGCACCCCAGGGUCCUGGGACGGGAAGGAGGAGGAGGAGGAGGCAUGCCACCUUACCAACCACCUGUGCCCAUGUCGAGGGAAUUCUUCCGCCAACAUGGAUUCCAGCCACAGCAACAGCCUCCUGAGCUGAGACAACCAGCUGUAUAUAGUGACGCUCUGAACCCAGGGGAUGUAGACGCAGAGUUGGAGCGCGUGGACUUUACUCAUCAGCUCCCCACGAUUACGCAGACUCCCACCAUACCAGAAGGGAGGGAAGUCGAGCACGUCUCCCAGCCGGCCCCCCGUCCCCUGAGCCCCACCAGGCUGCAGCCGGUGAUGGCCCCCGAGGCUCAGAGCGACGUGAUGCCGGACCUGGAGGAGCUGCUCCGCAUCAGGGCGGAAAUCCCUCGGCCCCUGAAGAGACGGGGCUCCGUGGACCAGUCGCGUCCCAUGAAGAAGGCCUCGCAUUACCAGCCGAACCAGUACAGGCAUCUCAUCGACAGGCUGUUUCGCAAGAAGGAGCACCGCAACAAGGGAGAGCAAGGCAGCGAGUCCAGCAGCUCCUCGGACGGGGAGGAAGGCGCCACGCCUCCUUCCCGUCCACCUGCAACUCAGACGUCCACGCCGAAGUUCCUGGACAUCAAAAACUAUCAUUCAAUCCUGCGGCAGAACAAGAAAGACCGCAAAAGUUCUGGAAAGCGAGCCCGGCUCAGUCCGCUGGUCCUGCUGCUGGACGGAGCGCUGGUCGGGGAGCUGGAGACGGUGCAGCGAGCUGUGCAGGAGAUGACUGACCCUAGCCAGCCAAACGAUGAAGGCAUCACUGGCCUUCAUAACGCCAUCUGCGGCGGCCAUCACCAGGUGGUGGACUUCCUGGUUCGCAUCGGAGUCAACGUCAGUGCACAGGACAGUCAUGGCUGGACCCCACUGCAUUGUGCGGCAUCUUGUAACGACCGUAAUCUGUGUGAGUUCCUGGUGCGGAGUGGAGCCGCCGUCAUGGCCAUGACAGAGAGCGACGGAGCUACUGCUUCCCAGAAAUGUGAUCCUUACGCUACUGGAUAUGAGGAGUGUGAGAGUUUCCUGAGGGGUGUGGAGGAGGCCAUGGGGGUGGAGAACAGCGGGGUGCUCUACGCUCUGUGGAGCUACCCGGCUCAGGCAGCCGACGAGCUGAGCUUCAAAGAAGGAGACAUGGUCACGAUCCUGCAGAAACCCGAAGGCUCCGACUGGUGGUGGGCUUCGCUCUGCGGGAGGGAGGGCUUCGUCCCAAACAACUACUUUGGGCUUUUCCCAAAGGUCCGGCCAAAAUCUCUGUGUUGAGUGAACUCUUGAUGAUCAUCCCUGGUGAAACUGGUGUCGAAGAUAGUCUCAAAAACUGUGCUUUACCGGCGAUAUUGCUGCAAGACAUGUGAAAUGUUUAUUAUCUGUAAGUCAAGGAGAGUUGAAGGAGAAGUCUCAGUAUUCAUUCGGGCCUUACUGACAAGGAUAUAUCUCUUUUCAUUUAUAUUUGUUCUACUGUAGGAUAUAUAUACUUUUCUUCUAAUAAAGGUACAAUUCUGUUUUUACUCAGUGUUUCUGUCCAGUUUUACCUUCAUGUCCAAAGGUUACUAAAAGGUCACUAAUCGCAGUGUAAACAGCGGAUGUUUGAGUCCACUCGUCUGUGAGGUCAGUGUGCAGCGGUAGCUCGGUCUCAUUAUCGGAACAGUUUAUCUGCUGCUACAUCAAAAUGUUUAAAUAAAAAGAACAGUUUGAACUUGACAUGGAACUUUUAAGAAAUAUUCUCUUUGCAGAUGUCACUGUUAAAUAUUAGUGCUAUGGCCACUGGAGCAUAUUUUUCUGAUCAGAGCAUCUGAAGGAUUCUAAUAACUACAUUCAUAUAUAUAGAGAGAGAGGUAGUGUUCUCCAUCACCAAGACUUCUGCUUAGCUUUGGUUCUUAUGCACAAUGUUCAUCCCCUGUUAUAUAUAUAUAUAUAUAUAUUGCUGCCUAUAUAAAUGUAUCUUAUUUAGGAGAGAAUGUGUUUUCCAUGACGAUGGGACCUGGUGUAUUUGUGGAUGUGUACGUUUUUCCUAGUGGUAGGAUGAAUGUGAGUGUUACUUCAUGUGAUCCGUGUACAGUGUUGUCACUCGCUAAGCGCUUAACAUUUAACUCUUUUCAUGGGCACACGGUGACCGAGUGGUUAAAUAUUCAAAAAGUGUAUGAGUCAUGUGUUUAUAGCUUUGUUUUCAAACCGUGUGAAUCAUCAUCGCAAUCACGUUUUUUUGUGCCUCGAAAUAAAAUUGUGAAACGUCUCUUAGUUGCCCAGCAGGGGGCACUGUGUAACCAAUUCAGCGUCCGCAGUUAACAGUUGAAUUUGUUUUACCGGUGGCAAAUAUAAACUGAUGCAAACAUU
Messenger RNA from Mugil cephalus (flathead mullet), 3776 nucleotides. RefSeq names its product protein phosphatase 1, regulatory subunit 13 like (gene ppp1r13l). Lineage: Eukaryota; Metazoa; Chordata; Actinopteri; Mugiliformes; Mugilidae. Gene Ontology annotation, molecular function: transcription factor binding. The record is from RefSeq and is a predicted model, not a curated record. Gene Ontology annotation, biological process: regulation of transcription by RNA polymerase II; positive regulation of cell differentiation. The transcript is spliced from 14 exons. The coding region runs from base 288 to 2705 and encodes 805 amino acids.